UAUUUCUUUAUUUAUUGCUAACCUUACAUUUCUCUCUCCUCAUUCUCUCUCUCUCUCUAACAUCUUAUCCAUAUAUGCUUGCACCCUCUUACAACACAAGCACAAAAUGGAAGAACUCACCAAACUAGCUAAACUGUUCUUCAUACUCUUGGCCUUCACAUUUGCUGCUCAACAAAUACAAGUUAAUGAAACAGAAGCUAGGGUGUUGGAGUCCUCACAAACUCGAAGAGAUCAAAGAAUAAAGGGUGACAAUGAGGCAUGGAGAAUGAGGAAAUCAUGGAGAGCCAUGAUUGGAUCAACAGCACCAACUUGCACUUACAAUGAAUGUAAAGGAUGCAAGUACAAAUGCAGAGCUGAACAGGUUCCUGUGGAGGGGAAUGAUCCUAUCAAUAGCCCUUAUCAUUACAGAUGUGUUUGUCAUAGAUGAUUGAAACAUUGGUUUCUUGUUCAAGGAUGUAAUCUUUUGUUCAGACAGAUUAAGCAGAUUUUUGUUUACCUUCACUCAUCAACAAUUAGUACAAUCUUCAUUUCUUU
Vigna radiata var. radiata (mung bean) is the source of this 534-nucleotide messenger RNA. RefSeq lists its product as uncharacterized. NCBI's taxonomy places the organism in Eukaryota, Viridiplantae, Streptophyta, Magnoliopsida, Fabales, Fabaceae. The transcript has 3 exons. The record is from RefSeq and is a predicted model, not a curated record. The coding region runs from base 107 to 427 and encodes 106 amino acids. Gene Ontology annotation, biological process: positive regulation of stomatal complex development.